Molecule: messenger RNA, 3708 nt
Organism: Octodon degus (degu)
Lineage: Eukaryota; Metazoa; Chordata; Mammalia; Rodentia; Octodontidae
Gene: Aplp2
Product: amyloid beta precursor like protein 2
Exons: 18
Coding region: 150-2450 (766 amino acids)
Biological process (GO): central nervous system development; axonogenesis
Cellular component (GO): membrane
Molecular function (GO): serine-type endopeptidase inhibitor activity; heparin binding; transition metal ion binding
Source: RefSeq, a predicted model, not a curated record
GCGUGGUUUUGUGAAGUCAGUUCCGGUCGGUGUAAAACCCCCGGGGCGGCGGCGAACUAGCUUCAGAUGCUUCUGGGUCGCGGUGGGAAAAGCGCUGGGAUCUGUGUGCGUGAACCUGGGAGCGCUGCGCUAGAGGCGAGCGGCGAGGGAUGGCGGCCACCGGGACCGCGGUCAUCGCUGUCACAGGCAGGCUCCUGCUCCUGCUGCUGCUCGGGCUCACGGCGCCCGCUGCGGCGCUGGCCGGCUACAUCGAGGCUGUUGCAGCCAAUGCUGGAACAGGAUUUGCUGUUGCCGAGCCUCAGAUUGCAAUGUUUUGUGGGAAGUUAAAUAUGCAUGUGAACAUUCAGACUGGGAAAUGGGAACCCGACCCAUCUGGCACCAAGAGCUGCUUUGGAACAAAAGAAGAGGUUCUUCAGUACUGUCAGGAGAUGUAUCCUGAGCUGCAGAUCACCAACGUGAUGGAAGCAAACCAGCCAGUUAAUGUUGACAACUGGUGCCGGAGGGACAAAAAACAAUGCAAGAGUCACAUCGUUAUACCUUUCAAGUGUCUUGUGGGUAAAUUUGUAAGUGAUGUUCUGCUAGUUCCAGAAAAGUGCCAGUUUUUCCACAGAGAGAGGAUGGAGGUGUGUGAGAAUCAUCACCACUGGCAAACGGAAGUGGAAGAGGUGUGCUUGACUCAGGGAAUGACCUUGUAUAGUUUUGGCAUGCUGCUGCCCUGUGGGGUAGACCAGUUCCAUGGCACUGAAUAUGUAUGCUGCCCUCCGACAAAGAUUAGUGACUCUGGUGACUCUCUCGUGUCGAAAGAAGAGGAGGAUGAGGAUGAGGAUGACAAUGAGGAUGAAGAGGAAGACUAUGAUAUUUAUAAAAGUGAAUUUCCUACCGAACCAGAUUUGGAAGACUUCACAGAAGCAGCUGUGGAUGAGGAGGAGGAGGAAGAUGAAGAGGAAGGGGAGGAAGUGGUGGAAGACCGUGAUUAUUACUAUGACGCCUUUAAAGGAGAUGACUACAAUACGGAGAACCCCACUGAGCCCAGCAGCCGCGGUGCUAUUUCAGACAAGGAAAUUGCUCAUGAUGUUAAAGCUGUCUGCUCCCAGGAGGCGAUGACGGGGCCCUGCCGGGCCGUGAUGCCUCGUUGGUACUUCGACCUCUCCAAGGGAAAGUGCGUGCGCUUUAUAUAUGGCGGCUGCGGCGGCAACAGGAACAAUUUUGAGUCUGAGGAUUAUUGUAUGGCUGUGUGUAAAGCGAUGAUUCCCCCAACUCCUCUGCCAACCAAUGAUGUUGAUGUGUAUUUCGAGACUGCUGCAGAUGACAAUGAACAUGCUAGAUUCCAGAAGGCUAAGGAACAGCUAGAAAUUCGACACCGCAACCGAAUGGAUAGGGUAAAGAAGGAAUGGGAAGAGGCAGAACUUCAAGCCAAGAACCUCCCCAAAACAGAGCGGCAGACCCUCAUUCAGCACUUCCAAGCUAUGGUUAAAGCUUUAGAGAAGGAGGCAGCCAGCGAGAAGCAGCAGCUUGUGGAAACCCACCUGGCUCGAGUGGAAGCCAUGCUGAACGACCGCCGGCGGAUGGCGCUGGAGAACUACCUGGCAGCCCUGCAGUCCGACCCUCCGCGGCCUCAUCGAAUUCUCCAGGCCUUGCGGCGCUAUGUCCGUGCUGAGAACAAAGAUCGUCUGCAUACCAUUCGUCAUUAUCAGCAUGUGCUGGCUGUUGACCCAGAAAAAGCAGCCCAGAUGAAAUCCCAGGUCAUGACCCAUCUCCAUGUGAUCGAAGAAAGGAGGAACCAGAGCCUCUCUCUGCUCUACAAAGUGCCAUAUGUAGCCCAGGAAAUCCAAGCAGAAAUUGAUGAGCUCCUUCAGGAGCAGCGAGCAGACAUGGACCAGUUCACUGCCUCCAUCUCAGAGAGCCCCGUGGAUGUCCGGGUGAGCUCUGAGGAGAGCGAAGAGUUCCCGCCAUUCCACUCUUUCCAUCCCUUCCCACCCCUGCCUGAGAAUGAAGACACUCAGCCGGAGUUGUACCACCCAGUGAAGACAGGGUCAGGAGUGGGAGAGCAGGACCGAGGCCUGAUGGGUGCAGAGGAGAAAGUGAUUAACAGUAAGAAUAAAGUGGAUGAAAACCUGGUUGUCGAUGAGACUCUGGAUGUGAAGGAGAUGAUUUUCAACGCAGAGAGAGUUGGAGGCCUUGAAGGAGAGCCGGAGUCUGUGCGACCUGUGCGGGAAGACUUCAGUCUGAGCAGCAGCGCCCUGAUCGGCCUGCUGGUCAUCGCAGUGGCCAUCGCCACAGUCAUCGUCAUCAGCCUGGUGAUGCUGAGGAAGAGGCAGUAUGGCACCAUCAGCCACGGGAUUGUGGAGGUCGACCCCAUGCUCACCCCAGAAGAGCGCCACCUGAGCAAGAUGCAGAACCACGGCUAUGAAAACCCCACGUACAAGUACCUGGAGCAGAUGCAGAUCUGAGUGGCAGGAAGCGUGAGGCACCCGUCCGAAGCCAGCGUGGGCGGGGAGAGGAGUUCAGGUUCCAGACCCCCGGCUGGCCGCCAGGACCACCCGAAGGUCUCGUCUUACAUCCAGGCCACCUGGCUCUUUAAGACUGUAAAGUACUACUGUAGAAUUGCAACUUCCAUUCUUUUAAAUGGGUGAAAAUGUUAAUAUAACAAUAUAUGAUAUAUAAACCUUAAGUGAAAAAAUGAUCUAUUGCAGAUAUCUGAAGGAUGUAGUUUUCUUUUUUAAGUUAAUCAGAAACCCCACUUCUAUUGUAUUGUUUCACACAUGCUCUAUAUAAAUGGAAAUGUUGAUUUUUUUUUUAAUGAUAGAUUGUAUAUGCAGGCUAUUUGUUCCAGUUACAGUGUACAAAUCAACUCUAGGCUCAUUCACUGUCCUAGUUUAUAUUUUAAAAAAAAAAAAGUAAAGACACAGUAUUCCCUUUUUAAACUUCAAGAGAGUUGUUGAGAAACAAGUGGAAUGGGGAACCAGGAAUGGCCCGCAGACACCGUGUUCCUCGGGCCGAGUGCUGUUACCGGAGCGCUCUCGACACCCCUGCUUCCGCCCUGGCCCGCCGCGGCCUCCUGUUCUCCCAUCUUCCGGCAAGCCUGCUGCACACAAGUGAGGUGUCCAGGGCUGCUCUUGCCGAGUCCAGUUCUUCCACAGCAGCCAGCCUGUAGUUUGUGUCUGAUGUUCAUCACUAUUCGUCGGUUAUGUCCUGCGGCAUCUGACUCCCCACUUCCCUUCCCAAGGGCAUCCACACGUGUAGCUCCUUCCUCUUAGGCCGUCUCCCUCCAGGGCCCUGGUGCUGCCUGCCCCGCACCCCUGCUCCGCCAGGCCUGGCCUCUGCUGUGCGGUGAAGACCACAGGAAGGAGCGGCCGAGGGCAGGAGGAGCGGAGCGGCCCUCGCGGAAGGAGGGUGCUCUCCGUGGGUCUGUAGCGCUGCGGGAAGCAUUGGAGAGUUCUGUUUCCUUCACAUGAGUCUCUGUAAUGCUUGUAUAGUUGUUGUUGCUCACAGGUUUUUGUUUUUUCAGUCCUAAAGUUCUGGUAACCAGUGGUGUUUAUUUUGGUUUGUUUUUGCUAAUUUUCUGUAGCUGUCUCUUUCUUUUUCUUCCCCUUCACCCUGUCCAUGUCUCUUCCCACUAUGCACAGAUUAAACUUCACCUACAGACUUCUUAAUAUGAUCUGUGGAGAAUGUACAGUUUAAACACAUAAAUAAACACUUUAACUUCCA